AUGGUGCUGCAGGCGAUCAAGUACAAGCGCGGCGAGCUUCAGAUCCUGGACCAGCUCAAGCUGCCGCACGCCGAGGUGUACGACGACAUCCACACCUCGACCGAUGCCUGGCACGCCAUCAAGGAAAUGCGCACGCGCGGCGCCCCCGCCAUCGCUAUUGUCGCGGCCCUUGCCCUGGCCGUCGAGGUCGAGACGAUCGCCCGCAAGAACGAACUCUCCUCCGUCGCCGAGGAGGUCAAGGUCUUCAUCGUCGAGAAGCUGGACUAUCUCGUCACUAGCCGCCCGACGGCUGUCAACCUUGCCGACGCCGCGAGGAAGCUCAAGAAGACCGUCGAGACUGUGGCGGCUAAGGACGGCGCUUCUGGCGCCAGCGUGAAGGAUGCUUACGUGGAGGCGGCGGAGAAGAUGCUUGUCGAUGAUGUUUCGGACAAUGAAGCCAUUGGCAAGCACGGUGCUGACUGGAUCGUCAGCAACACGGAGGCGGGCAAGAUUGGUCCAGUCAGCGUGCUCACGCACUGUAACACUGGUUCCCUUGCGACUGCAGGCUACGGCACCGCCCUUGGUGUCAUUCGCUCCGUUCACGCUAAUGGCGCAUUGAAGCAUGCCUUCUGCACGGAAACCCGUCCCUACAACCAAGGUUCUCGUCUGACGGCCUUCGAGCUGGUGCACGACAACAUCCCGGCCACUAUGGUCACGGACUCUAUGGCUGCUGCGCUGUUGCGCCUAAGGGGCAAGUCUGACAACAUCGCCGCCAUCGUCGUCGGCGCGGACAGAGUGGCCGCCAACGGUGAUACUGCGAACAAGAUUGGCACAUACUCCCUUGCGAUCAACGCCCGCCAGCACGGAGUUAAGUUCCUUGUUGCGGCGCCGAGGACUACGAUUGACCUGCACACGAAGACGGGUGCGGAUAUUGUGAUCGAGGAGCGUCCCGGCAAGGAGGUCACGUUGGUCAAAGGCCCCCGUCACGAUGGCCAGUCUCUGGACCUGAAUGUUGUUGAGACUGUCAGCAUCGCUGCGAAUGGCAUCAACGUUUGGAACCCUGCGUUCGAUGUCACGCCUGCAGAGCUGAUUGACGGCAUCAUCACCGAGGUCGGCGUUGUGGAAAAGGAUGCCGAUGGCGUGUUCCGGAUGGAGAAGGUUUUUGACGAGGAUGUUUUCAAAGGCAAGGCCACUACGAUCGGAGGUCUUUAA
Molecule: messenger RNA, 1191 nt
Organism: Aplosporella prunicola CBS 121167
Lineage: Eukaryota; Fungi; Ascomycota; Dothideomycetes; Botryosphaeriales; Aplosporellaceae
Exons: 2
Coding region: 1-1191 (396 amino acids)
Molecular function (GO): S-methyl-5-thioribose-1-phosphate isomerase activity
Source: RefSeq, a predicted model, not a curated record